Pieris rapae (cabbage white) is the source of this 3574-nucleotide messenger RNA. It is a transcript of the gene Vps50, whose product is annotated as syndetin. Gene Ontology annotation, biological process: endocytic recycling; retrograde transport, endosome to Golgi. Gene Ontology annotation, molecular function: SNARE binding. The record is from RefSeq and is a predicted model, not a curated record. Gene Ontology annotation, cellular component: EARP complex. Lineage: Eukaryota; Metazoa; Arthropoda; Insecta; Lepidoptera; Pieridae. The coding region runs from base 445 to 3075 and encodes 876 amino acids. The transcript has 4 exons.
UAUUCAAUAAUUUUCUUGAAACGGGAAAAAGUUAUUUGUAGUGCCUGUAUUAUUUCUAGAUAAUCUGUGGCUAUACGUAUUCGUGUUUUACAAAAAUUUGUAUACGCUGCGUAUAAAAAGAAGUGAUAGUCUUGCUGCGUGUGAACAUGAUCUGUGGAGAAAGAGGUAUUAUGAACUUGGAAGUUUCAAUUUAUGUAUCUAUAGAAAAUUUAAAAAUGAGAUUAAUAUUUUGUGUAUGUGUAGUUUACUUUUAGAAUGAUGAUGUAGAUUAAUAUAAAUAUGUAUUUUUGAUCUACAUAUAAGAUAAAUAUUUGUGCAAGUACUUCAAAAUAUUUUCGGACCCCCAAUUAUUUUCUAGGCUCUUUAAAUUGAGACAGUUGUAGUAUUUUGUUACAGCGAAUAGUGUUGUUUAAAUAAUACGAUUAGAAUGGUAUAUUAAUAAAAAUGGAGAGUCGACAUGCUCCGCCUGGUGUAAACUCUAGAUCAUUAACUGCUGCACAAUCAGCUGCUGAGCUUGAGGUCCUGAAACAAAUUGAGAAUGUAUACUUUUCUCCUCCAAAUGAGUUUGAUGCUGCCCGGUAUGCUUUGAGCCAUGUCCCUUCAUACACUAAUACUGAUGAUAUAGAGCAAAUGUUUACAAAACUCAAACGACAACAACAAGUUGUAUCUGGCAAAGCACUCCAUUUAAUAUCACAACAACGCGACAACUGUGAUAGGGAAUUUGCUGAAAUACAAAAUAUAAGGCAACAACUCACAACAACACUAGACACAUGUAGACAAGCCCGAGAAAAUCUCCAAAUUGCCUCCAACCAUUUGACUAUAUCUACCUUUGUCAUACUGGCUAAUGUCAGAAAGAGACAGAUAAUUAAAUCCGUACUAAAGUCAUUGGAUUUGCUAAGAAGCCUCCGUAGUGUUGAAAAGGAUGUGGCCGAAUUACUCAAUAAAAAACAGUAUUAUAGCGCUAUUGAGUUGAUAUUAAAAAGUCUAAAAGCGGCUUCAAAUCAUAAGGAAUACACAUGCAUUGCAGAUCUAACAGCACGGCUUGAAGACACCCUAGAUAUGACAGAGGAGAAACUUGAUUCAGUCCUAUCCAGUAUUUGCUAUAGAUUUGAUGCUUCGGUGUUUUCUAAACUGAAAAGGGCAUAUGAUCUUUUAGGCAAAACUCAGGCCGCUAUGGAACAAUUGCACAUGCAUUAUUCCUCUGCGGUGAACGAAUCUGCCUUUGAGGCUGUCAAAUCGUUUGUUGAUAACGUUUCCAUGGAAACCAAGUUUCAGGAAAUGUGCCAAUCGGUGCCCACGAACAAGGCCCCAACGUGUUUGUUGAAUCUCUGCGAGAAUUUGUUCCUUGUGAUGCGGAGUUAUUACAUGCUGGUGAAUUGGUAUAACCAGAAUGAGGAAUCUAGUAAUUCCGGUAAUGUCUGUGAUAUUGAGAGGAAUGUCAGUCGGGAAUAUAUUAAGCAGAAGUUAAAAGGUGGUCUCAUAAGAAUCUGGCACGAUGUCCAAAGCAAAGUGUCAAUGUUCCUCAAAAGUUCUGGCUUAGAAGAAUAUCCAUUUGAAAAGUUCAUCCAAAUGUUGGGAAUCCUACGGAAGUUGACUCAAGUGGCUGAAGUUUUCUGUGGAGACACAUCGGAUCUCUUGCAGGAUUUCAUCAAAACUCAAAGUGUGGCUUAUAUAAAGAAUUACCACAAGGGACGUAUGGAGGAAUUGAAGCUGUUCCUGGAAAACGAAGGAUGGGAACAGUGCCCGGUCAAAUCCACAUUCACAGUACUGAAUUUACAGGAAUUCAAACAAUUCAAGAAAUAUUUUAAGCCAAAAUCCGAUAUUGGUAAAAGUUCCCAAUCAUCUUCAUCCGUACAUUCUUUGGAUGAUAGUGUGUACAUAUCUAAAUACUUUGGAGAAGCAACAAGAACGCCAUUCGAGAUGUUUCGAAAUGAAAAUGUUACAAAUGACGACAUAUUCGGAUUAGAACCAGAAUCCGAUGUCAGUGAAGAAUCUGAAGAUGAACCUGAUGAAUUGAAAAGAGAUUUCGUUGAAGACGCCGAAGUUAAGGAGAGUCCGUCCAAAGUGGCCAAUAGUGUUAUAGUGACGAAUACAACACUAUCCGUGUUAAGAAAUUGUGGGCAGUAUCUGCAAAUUUCAAGAUAUCUACCCCAAAUUGCCUUAGAAGUAAUAAUGCUGAUGAAUCAGCUAUUCGACUACUAUUUCUUCACGGUGCACCUAUUCUUCACUUCUGAUUUGGAAGUUGCCUCCAGCACAUUAUACACACCGAAGUUGAAUGGUGUUUUGAAAAGAAUCUCGAAUCUAGAAGAGAGUUUCGCCAUACCAAAACCACCGGAAAAUUUGGAGAAAACAGAAGCGAACUUGCAUGGACUAAGCGAACGGAUAGUUGGCGUUGAAAGCCUAAUUUUCUUGGGGAAGCAAUUUGAAACACUCCAACCGUAUUUGGAGACAAUAGUAGCACACCAUCAACGGAUGAUUCUAGAACAUUUCCGGGAUAACACCUUGAAGGUUGUGGGUGAUUUGCGAAUGCCCGUAUACAUGUGCUCGGCUUCGAAGGCCGUCGAUGCCCGGUCAGCCCUCAUCGGGAUAUCCCAAGUCAGAUGGGAUAUCAGGACAGUGGCUGGUGAGAACAGCGCCUAUGUGGAUAUGAUCAUUCGGAAGAUUCAAGUGUUCGCACUGCGUUUGGAGAACAUUUCCCAAAAAGUUUCGCUAAAUAUCGACAUAAUUAAUGGGAUUUGGGGUAUGGUGGCCAAGUUUAUAGUGCAUCUUCUAGUUGAGGGUUUCUCCAAUGCGUCGAAAUGCUCGAACGGUGGUAGGGGCCUGAUGCAAUUGGAUUAUAGGCAGCUGUUUGUGAAGUUGGAGAAGAUUUCUGGCAUGAAGCCGAUACCGUUUCAGGAUUAUGUCGAUAGGUAUGUCAAGGCAUAUUACCUGCCAAGGGAUGAGUUGGAGAUAUUUGUCAGGGAUAGGAUAGAGUAUUCAAAUAAGCAUUUGAUUGCGUUAAUCGGGUGUGCUUGUGAAAAUAAAAGGGAUAGGCAGGCGUUGUUGGGUGUUUUGGAAGGGAGGGAAGCAUCAUAAGUUUGUGAUUGGAAAUUUGAUCUGGUUUUUGUAUGGACAGCUGUUGAUAGGAAAAUUAAUUUUAUUGGGAAUGAAACUGAAUUGAAGGCUUAGCAAUCUCUUGCUGAGUUUGAGUAUGUUUUAAUAGAGGGACAAAUAACUGCAAUUGGUAUUAAGUGAUACCGCCGCCAAUGGACGCUUAAUGACAGAGGGUCUGCGAGUGCGUGGCCGGCCUUUUAAUUUUUAACGCUCCUUUCUUGAAACAAAAUCGAAUUGGUCUUUAUCAAAUCUGUAUUAUGUUCUCUGAAAGUAUGUAAUUUUUUUUUUUAGAUCAAACCCAAUUUUCUUAUCAAUAAAAUUGGAUGUAAUUAAUUAUUUAUAGUUCUAUGAUCUUAUCCGAAUCUCAAAUAUUUUCUUCAUAAAAUGUACAUCAGAUAAAUUUUUACAAAGUACUCUUUUGUCUCUUUCUAUCAAAUUGCGUUUACGCUAUCAUGAAACGAGACAGGAUUAGAUACUUUUU